This is a messenger RNA of Malus domestica (apple), 1169 nucleotides long. RefSeq names its product MYB-like transcription factor EOBI. Lineage: Eukaryota; Viridiplantae; Streptophyta; Magnoliopsida; Rosales; Rosaceae. The record is from RefSeq and is a predicted model, not a curated record. Gene Ontology annotation, cellular component: nucleus. Gene Ontology annotation, biological process: regulation of DNA-templated transcription. Gene Ontology annotation, molecular function: sequence-specific DNA binding; DNA-binding transcription factor activity.
UGUUUCACUUUCAUCCCUCUCUUUCCUCAAAGCAAAUAUCUCCCUCUCUCUCUCUCUCUCUCUCUCUCUCUCAAGUAAAACAGCAACUAUGGCUGCUCCUAGAAACCCUAAUGAAGAAAAUGAGCUCAGAAAAGGGCCUUGGACUCUUGAGGAAGACAAUCUGCUUAUACAUUACAUCGCGAACCACGGCGAAGGCCAUUGGAACUAUUUAGCAAAAUUUGCAGGAUUGAAGAGGACCGGAAAAAGCUGCAGAUUGAGAUGGCUAAAUUACUUAAAACCCGACAUUAAGCGCGGCAACCUUACUCCGCAAGAACAGCUCUUGAUCCUUGAACUCCACUCUAAGUGGGGUAACAGGUGGUCUAAAAUUGCGCAGCAUUUGCCGGGGAGAACAGACAAUGAGAUAAAGAACUAUUGGAGAACAAGAGUGCAAAAACAGGCGCGCCAACUGAACAUCGAGUCGAACAGCGUGCAAUUUCUCGACGCAGUUCGGGGUUUCUGGAUGCCGAUUCUGCUGCAAAAGAUGAAGCAAUCUUCUCGUUCUUCAACCUUGAGCCCUUCUCAGAACUCUGCAUCUCCUUCUCUGUCGCCAAAUCACACAGUUCCUUCCGUACCACUCCCAACUUCUCCACCUGGCAAUGUGACAAACAUGUUUGACAACUACCACAUGAGUGGAAAUUCCAAUCUUGCCACCGUCCCAAGUAAUAUUCUUUCGUCGGAAUCUCUUAUUUCACAGGUGCCGCAAAUGGCAGAACAGUCGACGAGUUUAUACCCUGCAUUUGACCACAUUGGAUACAGCAGCUUAAGUCCAGAUGGCAGUUACUAUGUGGACAACAGUAGCUAUGACAUGGAGGGUCUCAGCCUGGACCCUGUUUCGGCAAUGGGCAAUUAUGACAAUUCACAGUUUGAUUGCCAGAUGGUAGGAAAUGAUUGGGUGUUGGACACCAUCACUGACAAUUUAUGGAACAUGGACGGGAUGUGACAACCUAGAAAGUUAGAGGAUUUUCAGGGGAUGAUUCUGAUUUCUGAGUUGAUGUCGUUUAAGGUUAUGGAAUGUAUUCAAACUGCAUUUUCUACAAGUAAUGUAAUCAGAUGCUGUUUGAAGUUGAUUGUUUUUUUUAUUAUUUACAAUUAUUUAAAACUUAUAAAAGAAAGAUUCAAAUUUAAGUGAA